UUAUACAAUUUUUUUCUUAUUAUUUAUUUAAGUUACAUUAAAUAAUUAAUGCUUGCAUUAUUAUUUAUUUAAUAUGGCAGAAGAAGUCAUUAUACUUAAGGACCUCAAACUAGUUCCAGAUAAAUAUUACGAUUAUACACAAACUUUACGAAAUUCCAAUACAGCCAUAGUCAUAGAUAAUGGUUCGUUUACUUGUAAAGCUGGUUGGGCAACGUCAAAUGUCCCAAAUCUCAUAUUUAAAAAUAUUUUAGCUCGGCCAAGGAAAGAACGCGGAAAAAAAGAUGGCGAGACAUUAAUAGGGAAUGAUAUACCAAACAUAGAAGCAGUCAGAUUUCAGUUAAAAUCACAAUUUGAUCGUAAUGUAAUUACACAAUUUAAUGUCCAAGAACAAAUUUUUGACUACACCUUUUCACAUUUGGGCAUUGACAGUAACGGUAGCAUAAACCAUCCAAUAAUAAUAACGGAACCAGUUGCGAAUCCAAAUUAUUCUCGGCUUUUAAUGUCAGAAUUAUUGUUUGAAUGCUACCAUGUACCUGGCAUUUGCUAUGGAAUUGACGGUCUAUUCAGUUACCAACAUAAUGGUCAUAAUGAAAAAACAGGACUAGUUGUGAAUUGUGGACAUCAUACAACACAUAUUAUACCUGUAAUCAAAGGUACUCCUGACUUAAUUAAUAGUCGUCGAAUUGAUGUUGGUGGAUAUCAUAUUACUUAUUACUUACACAAACUUCUACAGCUUAAAUAUCCAGCACAUUAUAAUGCUAUAACACCAAGUCGAGCCGAGGAAUUGCUUUAUGAACAUGGGUUUUUGGCAGUUCAUUAUACUGAUGUAUUAAAACAAUGGUCAGAUCCAGAGUAUUAUGAUCGCAAUGUGAAAAGAAUUCAACUUCCUUAUUCUAUGGCUGUUGUUUUAACACCAGAUCAACAACGAGACAAAAGAAGAGAAAUGGCUAGAAAACUAGUUGAGAUGAAUGCUAAAAAAAGAGAUGAAAAAUUAGCUGAAGAUGAAGAACAACUUCAUCAAUUAUUAUUAAUCCGAGAGAUGAUUGAAGAUGGAGAACAAAUAGAAGAAGUUAGAUGAAGAGUUAAUAUAAUU
Diuraphis noxia (Russian wheat aphid) is the source of this 1093-nucleotide messenger RNA. RefSeq names its product Actin-related protein 5 (gene Arp5). The record is from RefSeq and is a predicted model, not a curated record. Lineage: Eukaryota; Metazoa; Arthropoda; Insecta; Hemiptera; Aphididae.